Clonostachys rhizophaga is the source of this 492-nucleotide messenger RNA. The record is from the annotation of a GenBank genome assembly. Lineage: Eukaryota; Fungi; Ascomycota; Sordariomycetes; Hypocreales; Bionectriaceae.
UUCUUUAUUAACUACUACUCUAAUCCUGAUAAGGCUCAGAAAGACUCUAAGUUAUACUAUAUAAGGUCUAACCUGCCUCCGGAUACUAAAGUAUACAGAAUACUAUACCCCAGAGGUACUAUAAUUAGUAGAAGUAUAAUAGUUAAUACUACUAGGGACUUAUAUAACCCUAGUAAGGAUAAAGUUAUUAAGCUAUUACUCCGUAAUAGUAAUAGCCUUAAUAGGAAUUACUUUAAAAAGAACUAUAUUAUAGAAUAUACUCUAUACUAUAAUCAGAAGUAUUAUUACUUAAGCUCUAGAGCUUACCUUAAAAGUAUAAUUAAUAAAACUUAUUUUAAUAACUUAAAUUCUAUUAUUAGUAUUAAGUAUCUUAAGGGGGCUACUCUCUAUAAAGCUGAUCUAUACUCUUAUAAAGCUGAUAGCGGGAGUACUAUAGUUACAGUUAUAAAGAGAGAGGUUAUUAUAGUAGGAGGGGCUUUUAAUACUCUGUAG